Messenger RNA from Labrus mixtus (cuckoo wrasse), 2508 nucleotides. It is a transcript of the gene kars1, whose product is annotated as lysyl-tRNA synthetase 1. The transcript is spliced from 15 exons. The coding region runs from base 116 to 1948 and encodes 610 amino acids. Gene Ontology annotation, molecular function: tRNA binding; lysine-tRNA ligase activity; ATP binding. Gene Ontology annotation, biological process: diadenosine tetraphosphate biosynthetic process; positive regulation of macrophage activation; basophil activation involved in immune response. The record is from RefSeq and is a predicted model, not a curated record. Gene Ontology annotation, cellular component: mitochondrion; cytoplasm; aminoacyl-tRNA synthetase multienzyme complex. NCBI's taxonomy places the organism in Eukaryota, Metazoa, Chordata, Actinopteri, Labriformes, Labridae.
UUUUUGGUGCGCAUUCGCAUUCGCCGAUCUUCCUGAGCGCAGCUUCAACAUGGCUGAUGUGACAGCAGUGGACGGAGACAAACUCAGCAAAAAGUUUGUCUGCUGGUAGCUCAGCAUGCUGUGCCUGGUCAGAGCAGCCAGGCAGCAGCUGUGCCACGCCUUUGGGGUCAGGGGACAGUGGUUAAAAUGUGCUUCCCCAUUUACAGCCACUAUCCCAGUUCAAAAUUAUGGGAACCGUUGGACAGGUGACAAAAGUGAGCUGAAGAGACGAAUGAAAGCUGAUAAGAAGGCAGCAGAGAAAGAUGCCAAGGUCAAAGAGCAGGUGGAACAAGUGAAGGAAUCCAACGACCAGGGAGCACAAGAUAUCAGUGCAUUGGAUGAGGAGACCCUUGACCCAAAUCAAUACUUCAAGAUCCGCUCCCAGGCCAUCGGUGACCUGAAGGGCACAGCGGAGGACCCAUACCCACACAAGUAUAAUGUAGACCUGUCACUCAUGGAGUUCAUUGAGAAAUACAAUCAUCUACAGCCUGGAGACCAACUGACUGAUGUGGUCCUCAAUGUCUCAGGUCGUGUCCACGCCAAGAGGGAGUCUGGUGCCAAGUUGCUGUUCUACGACCUGCGAGGUGAAGGCGUCAAGUUGCAAGUUAUGGCGAACUUAAGGAACUACAAGUCUGAGGAAGCUUUUGUGGCUAUUAACAACAAACUGCGCAGAGGGGAUAUCAUAGGUGUGCGUGGUAACCCAGGGAAGACCAAAAAGGGGGAGUUGAGCAUCAUUCCCCUCGAGAUGACACUUCUGUCACCAUGUUUGCACAUGUUGCCCCAUCUCCACUUUGGCCUCAAGGACAAGGAAACACGAUUCCGCCAGCGCUACUUGGAUCUGAUUCUCAAUGACUAUGUGAGGCAGAAGUUUGUGACUCGCUCCAAAAUCAUCACAUACCUGCGCAACUUCCUUGACCAGCUGGGAUUUUUGGAGAUUGAAACACCAAUGAUGAACAUAAUUCCUGGGGGAGCAGUGGCUCGUCCAUUUGUCACUUACCACAAUGAGCUGGAUAUGAACCUAUACAUGAGGAUCGCACCUGAACUCUACCACAAGAUGCUAGUGGUUGGUGGGAUGGACAGAGUGUAUGAGAUUGGCCGUCAAUUCAGGAAUGAAGGCAUUGAUCUCACUCAUAAUCCAGAGUUCACCACCUGUGAAUUCUACAUGGCAUAUGCAGAUUACUACGACUUGAUGGAAAUCACAGAGAAACUGCUCUCAGGAAUGGUGAAGCACAUCACUGGAGGAUACAAGUUGACCUAUCACCCCGAUGGUCCGGAGGGGCAGGCCCAUGAGAUAGACUUCACUCCGCCAUUCAGAAGAGUGAGCAUGACACACGACCUGGAGAAGAUUAUGGGAGUAAAAUUCCCUCCUUCUGACAGCUACGACUCUGCUGAGACCCGUAAAUUCUUUGAUGACCUGUGUGCACAGAAAGGAGUUGAGUGUCCUUCUCCUAGAACCACUGCCCGUCUCCUUGACAAGAUGGUUGGAGAUUACCUUGAGGUCACCUGCAUCAACCCCACAUUCAUCAUUGAUCACCCUCAAAUCAUGAGUCCUUUGGCAAAAUGGCACAGAUCAGAGAAAGGCCUAACGGAGCGCUUUGAGCUCUUCGUGAUGAAGAAGGAAGUCUGCAAUGCCUACACUGAGUUGAAUGAUCCCAUCAGACAGAGGGAGCUUUUUGAGCAGCAAGCCAAGGCCAAAGCUGAGGGUGACGAUGAAGCCAUGUUCAUCGAUGAAACCUUCUGUACAGCGCUGGAAUACGGACUGCCACCAACUGCUGGCUGGGGAAUGGGCAUCGAUCGUCUCACCAUGUUCCUCACCGACUCCAACAACAUCAAGGAGGUGCUUCUUUUCCCCGCCAUGAAGCCUGACGACAAUAAGACAGCAGCGCCCACAGAAGGCACCUCCGUCUGAUCACAUGACCUCUAUAUCCUGCUAUCAUAUCAAUGCAGGAGUCUUGGAAUAUGAGCCUUUACCUCAACGUGGUCAGUGCCGUCUGCUGGGUUUGAGUUUUAUUAAUGUUGGUGUGUCUGUUCAAGUUUUGUUUCUGUUAUUAAGGGAAAUCUUCUGGUCUUGGUAACAUGGUUGACGGUUGAUGUUGAACAAUAAAAAAUAAAAAUUAUUUUGUAUUUCUUACACUUUUGCUAUCAUAUUUCCUUACUUGCUUACAUUUUAAUCCUCAUAAUCAGCCAGACAUUAAAUGUCAAUAAAAUGUGAGAUCAGGAUGUUAUGUGUGACAAACUGAUGGCUGCAGACCUGGAUGAAAAACUGUUCUUGAUUGACUGAAAACAUAUUUACCAUAUAAUUACAGAGGUCUAGUAUCGUUCUGAUUUUAAUCAUUCUUAAAAUGAUUCAUAAAUUUUUAACCAGCUAUCAUUGUCUGACAUUUUUCAACAUGGGCUCCACAAUGUGUUUAAUUGCUCAGAAGUAUACACAUGAAAAUGUCUGAAUAAAGUGCAUCUGAAUCUACUUAA